AUGCCCGGAAUGCGCAGCAAAGGUAGUUUAGUCGUCCCAAGUAAGGUACCGCUUGACUACCAAAACCCUACUUUGGGUCGAGCUUCUGUUCCACUCCUUAAGGUCCCAGCCCAAGCCAACUCUUCCGAUGGCGCUUAUCAGGGCAUGUUGCUUUUGAAUCCCGGUGGACCUGGUGGUUCCGGUGUAAGCGAAGCUCUGAACAACGGGUCUCUCAUCCAGGCUAUCCUAGGGACCAAUUGGGACAUCAUCGGAUUUGAUCCCAGAGGCAUGUGGCUCAGCCAACCCCUGGCCAACUGCUCAACCGGCAUAAGUACGAACCAGAGUAUUGCAUUGAGCUCCAGAUCAGUCCCGAGAGUCACGGAUGAGUUCUACAACAGUCAAAUUCAGUAUGGCAAGGAGGUUGGGGCGCAGUGUGAGCAACUCACAGGAGGAGACCAGGAUGCCGGUCCGCACAUGUCCACGGCAGUCAAUGCAAGAGACAUGGUCAGCAUCGCCGAUGCAUUCGCAGAAACGGCAGACGGCGCAAGAGCCUCCAAGCCCAGCCACCUCGUGAACUACUAUGGACGAAGCUACGGGACAUUUAUUGGCCAAACGUUCGCUUCUAUGUUUCCCGAGCGCGUAGGAAAUGUGGCUCUGGACGGCGUGGUGGGCCCUGAGAGCUACUUGACUAAUUACACUACCUCUACUUUUUUUCACACGGACGGAGUCAUCGCCGCUUUCUUCGUAUACUGCCACGAGGCGGGACUUUCGCAGUGUUCUUACUAUACCGGAUCUACCGCAAUGGAUAUCUAUGAGCGCUUCAAUGCCUCGUUCAUACAGCUUGAUCCUCGGAAAGCAGAGAUUGAGAAUUGGUCCAAUGCUACCGAUCUCGAGGCAGCAUUGCUCAUGUUGAAAGUCACAAUGCUGGCGAUUGUAGACGAGCCACUGUCAGAAUUUAGCUCACUAUCCCAAAUAUUACUGGAUCUCGAAAGUGCGAUUUUGGCACAGGAUAUCAGCCCGUGGACAGAGCAAGUCGAAGCGAUAUACGGUGAUCCCACCACGGCUGGCGAUCAAGCCCCAGAAUGGACAUCCGGUGUCUUGUGCGCUGACCAGAACAACAAGUUUUACAACAAAACGCUACAAGACCUAAGACUUCAGCUCAACCAGCUUGAAGACCAGAGCAUCAUCGGGGAAGUCUGGAGCAAGCCAUUGCUUGAAUGUCUUGGGUGGUCAAUCAAGGCCAAGGAAAUAUUCAGUGGGCCAUUUGGUGGCGACACAGCAACACCUAUCCUCUUCGUCAGCAACACAUACGACCCAGUGACACCCAUUGAAAACUCAAUCUCCUCUGUGCCGAACUACAAGAAUGCCCAGUUGCUCACUAUCGACGGAAUGGGGCACACCGCCAGCGCUCCCGUGAACUACUGCGGCUUUGCCAAGAUGAAAGCCUAUUUCCAAACCAGCCAGCUGCCUGGCAAUGACUCCUUCUGUCCGCUUGAGGCAGGCCCUUUUGGGAUUGUCUUGAAUGGAACUUUGAAGGAAAAUAUACAACAAGCAGGUCUGUCUGAUCUCGUUCAAUGA
Molecule: messenger RNA, 1557 nt
Organism: Lachnellula hyalina
Lineage: Eukaryota; Fungi; Ascomycota; Leotiomycetes; Helotiales; Lachnaceae
Product: Tripeptidyl aminopeptidase
Exons: 4
Coding region: 1-1557 (518 amino acids)
Source: RefSeq, a predicted model, not a curated record